UACUGGGUAUGUGUCACACUGCCAAAUCCCCGAUCACAAGUCUCCAUGAACUGGCGGUGAGCUGGGAUAAUAAAACCCCUGACAUCACCAUUCCAGAAGCUUCACAAGACUGCAUAUAUAAGGGGCCGGCUGUAGCUGCAGCUGAAGGAGCUGACCAGCCAGCUGACCCCCUGCAUUCACUUAGCCGCCAUGGACAUCGCCAUUCACCACCCCUGGAUCCGACGCCCUUUCUUUCCUUUCCAUUCUCCCAGCCGCCUCUUUGACCAGUUCUUUGGAGAGCACCUGUUGGAGUCUGACCUCUUCCCAACAUCCACUUCCCUGAGCCCCUUCUACCUUCGGCCACCCUCCUUCUUGCGGGCACCCAGCUGGAUUGACACCGGACUCUCAGAGAUGCGUAUGGAGAAGGACAGGUUCUCUGUCAACCUGGAUGUAAAGCACUUCUCCCCGGAGGAACUCAAGGUCAAGGUGCUGGGAGAUGUGAUUGAGGUGCAUGGCAAGCAUGAAGAGCGCCAGGAUGAACAUGGUUUCAUCUCCAGGGAGUUCCACAGGAAAUACCGGAUUCCAGCUGAUGUGGACCCUCUCACUAUUACUUCAUCCCUGUCAUCUGAUGGGGUCCUCACUGUGAAUGGACCAAGGAAACAGGCCUCUGGCCCUGAGCGCACCAUUCCCAUCACUCGUGAAGAGAAGCCUGCUGUCACUGCAGCUCCCAAGAAGUAGAUGCCCUUCCUAAUUGCAUUUUUUAAAAUAAGAAAGUUUCCCCACUGGUGAAUGAAAAUUUUGUGACUACUGCUGAAGCUUAUUAAUGCUAAGGGCAGGCCCAAAUUAUUAAGCUAAUAAAAUAUCAUUCAGCAACAGA
This is a messenger RNA of Sciurus carolinensis (gray squirrel), 856 nucleotides long. It is a transcript of the gene Cryab, whose product is annotated as crystallin alpha B. Bases 190 to 717 code for a protein of 175 amino acids. Gene Ontology annotation, molecular function: protein folding chaperone; structural constituent of eye lens. Gene Ontology annotation, biological process: response to heat; protein refolding. The record is from RefSeq and is a predicted model, not a curated record. NCBI's taxonomy places the organism in Eukaryota, Metazoa, Chordata, Mammalia, Rodentia, Sciuridae. The transcript has 3 exons.